Messenger RNA from Prunus avium (sweet cherry), 904 nucleotides. Its product is annotated as DUF581 family protein, putative (DUF581). NCBI's taxonomy places the organism in Eukaryota, Viridiplantae, Streptophyta, Magnoliopsida, Rosales, Rosaceae. The record is from RefSeq and is a predicted model, not a curated record.
UUUUUUAUCCUCCAGAAGCCUCUCUCUUCCUCCCAUCACCAAAUUUACAGAGAAAGAGGUUCAAAGAGGGUUUGCGUGUGUGUGUGUGUGUUGAAGAAGGCACACACAGAGAAUGAGAUAUGGUUGGACUUAGCAUAGUAUUGGAAGGUCAAAAGCGAAGUGGUGGUGUGGGCAAAAAUAUCCCACAAGUUAUUAACAAAACCACCAUGGUUGUGAUCAACAAGCCUUCAUCGUCGUCUUCUUGUUUGCCUUCUCCUUCAAACCCUUCAAAAAGCCACAAAAAUCUUCUCUUUUCUCCUCAGACACCCUUCUUGGCCCCAACUUUUCUUGACCAAUGUUUUUUGUGCAGACAGAAACUCUUGCCUGGCAAAGACAUCUACAUGUACAAGGGUGACAGGGGCUUCUGCAGCGUGGAGUGCAGGUACAGGCAGAUUUUCAUGGACGAGGAAGAGAGUCUUCGCCAAGAGAAGCAGUGUUCAAUGGCUGCCAUGAAACCUACUUCGGCUUCCUCAUCAUCUUCUUCUUCAUCUGCUGCCUCCAAUCAACGGAAAGGAACCAGAAACCGAGGGAGUGGUUUUGCCUACUGAGACUGAGAGAGAACCAGUUGGAAACCAAGAAUUGGUUUCUUUGAGUUGUAUUUUCAGUUUUACCCCUUGGUUUAUUUCGAAAUGACUAUGAUGUUCUUUGUCCUUUUUAUUAGUGCUUCCUGCCAAGAGGACAAAAGGAUCCAACCUGUUUUGCCCCCAAACAUUUUAUCUGUAAUAGCCCACGGUUUUGGUUGCUCCACCAUUGUUUAGAGCAGAAACCAUGGAGGACAGUGGUGGGAUUUUGUGACAGUUGAGAGGGCAUUAAUGGCAUUUUGUUAUUGUGCAUUGAUGAUUUUAAUUAUUGAAAUUUUAUAAAA